GAAAACAGAGGGCCAGCAGAUGUCAACAGAAACCACCAUUCAUGUCCCCAACCCUCACCUUGAGAAGCUGAAAGAGGAUGCCCUGUAUCAUUUAGCUCUCGGAACUGGUACCCAUAAUUUUCCUGCCAUGUUUGGAGAUGUAAAGUUUGUAUGCACUGGAGGAAGCCCUUCGAGGAUGAAAGCUUUUAUCUCCUAUAUGACAAUGAAGCUGGCCAUUAGCAGCCUAGGUUGUGAGUUGCCCAACAUCUGCGCAGCAACGGAUCGGUAUGCUAUGUACAAAGCAGGUCCUGUGCUGGCCGUCAGUCAUGGGAUAGGGAUGUCUUCCAUUGCGAUUAUGUUGCAUGAUGUCAUCAAACUGCUGUAUCAUUCCAAGUGCACCAACGUCAUCCUUAUUCGCAUGGGCACCUCUGGUGGAAUAGGGUUGGAGCCAGGAACUGUUGUGGUUACCAGACAGGCUGUAAAUGCUUCCUUCAAGCCUGAGUUAAAACAGAUUGUCCUGGGGAAGCCGGUCAUUCGCAAGACAGACCUAGAUGAGAAGACAGCUGCAGAGCUGAUGGAGUGUGGCAAGGAGCUACACCAAUUCAACACUGUCCUUGGCAACACCAUGUGCACGCUGGAUUUCUAUGAAGGUCAAGCUCGCCUCGACGGUGCGAUCUGCUCGUACACAGAAGAAGACAAAAUGAAUUAUUUAAAGGCAGCUAAUGAAGCUGGAGUAAAAAAUAUGGAAAUGGAAUCUGCCAUUGUAGCAGCCAUGUGCAAUCUUAGCGGCAUCAGAGGUGCUGUGGUUUGUGUCACACUCCUGAAUCGACUUCACGAGGAUCAAAUUACCAGCUCUCAGGACAUUCUAGAGGAAUAUGAAGAAAGACCACAGAAAUUGGUGGGGCACUUCAUAAAAAAGUGCAUUGAUAAAAAAAAGUGA
This is a messenger RNA of Elgaria multicarinata webbii, 919 nucleotides long. RefSeq names its product uridine phosphorylase 1-like. Gene Ontology annotation, molecular function: uridine phosphorylase activity. Bases 20 to 919 code for a protein of 299 amino acids. Lineage: Eukaryota; Metazoa; Chordata; Lepidosauria; Squamata; Anguidae. The transcript has 7 exons. The record is from RefSeq and is a predicted model, not a curated record. Gene Ontology annotation, biological process: uridine catabolic process; nucleotide catabolic process. Gene Ontology annotation, cellular component: cytosol; cytoplasm.